Molecule: messenger RNA, 762 nt
Organism: Oryza brachyantha (malo sina)
Lineage: Eukaryota; Viridiplantae; Streptophyta; Magnoliopsida; Poales; Poaceae
Product: expansin-A3-like
Exons: 3
Coding region: 1-762 (253 amino acids)
Biological process (GO): plant-type cell wall organization
Cellular component (GO): extracellular region
Source: RefSeq, a predicted model, not a curated record
AUGCACAAGCCGGCCCUGCACCUCGUUCUUGCGACACUGUGCGCCUUCGCAUGCAAGGUAUCUAUCGCCCAGUGGACUCCUGCCUUCGCCACGUUCUACGGCGGCAGUGAUGGGUCAGGCACCAUGGGUGGCGCGUGUGGGUACGGCAACCUGUACAACGCCGGGUACGGGCUGAACAACGCGGCGCUGAGCUCGGCGCUGUUCAACGACGGCGCGUCGUGCGGCGCCUGCUACCUGAUCGCCUGCGACGCGGGCAAGAGCAGGUGGUGCAAGGCCGGCAGCAAGCCCAUCGCCGUGACGGCCACCAACCUGUGCCCGCCCAACUACGCCCUCCCCAGCGACAACGGCGGGUGGUGCAACCCGCCCCGGCAGCACUUCGACAUGUCGCAGCCCGCCUGGGAGACCAUCGCCGUCUACCAAGCCGGCAUCGUCCCCGUCAACUACGUGAGGGUUUCGUGCCAGAGGAGCGGGGGGAUGAGGUUCACGAUCAGCGGGAACGACUACUUCGAGCUGGUGACGGUGGCGAACGUCGGCGGCAGCGGCGUGGUGGCGCAGAUGUGGAUCAAGGGCUCCAACACGGACUGGAUGGCCAUGAGCAGGAACUGGGGCGCCAACUGGCAGAGCAACGCCUACCUCAACGGCCAGAUCCUCUCCUUCAAGGUGCAGACCGACGACGGCCGCGUCGUCACCGCGUGGGCCGUCGCGCCCUCCAACUGGUUCUUCGGUGCCACCUACACCUCUGCCAGCUGGGCGCAGUUCUGA